AUGUCCAAGCCGUCGUGGAGCCAUGGGGCCAGGUCACGCCUGCCCACAGCUGCAGGCCUUCGCAUCCCUGGGCCCCGAGGUCUGAAAGUCGACCCGGCUGGAGCAGCCGAGCCCCUGGAGGACGUAGCUGAGCAGCAGCAGAUGAAAACUUCCUUCCUCCCCGUGCAGCUGCGGCCCACCCCGCCGCGCGCCCGCCCCGCCCCGCCCCGGCUCCCGCCCGGACUGCGGCCGCAGGGGGCCCGGAGCAGGCACGUUCUCUUCCGGGCCCCGGGACCGGCUUCUCGGCAGGCCGGGCCCUCGGGCUCCCGCGGGGCCCGGCUGCCCCUCCCCCGCAGAGGCAGGGCCGUGGGACAGAGGCACCAGCUGCUCCCAUUUGCUCUGCUCCCGAGGAGGGGAAAGAGGGAGAGGAGAAAACCCGGGACGUGGAUGCAAGCAGGGGGCGCGCUCGCAGAUCCCCCGCCUCCGGGACCCGUGGACGGCGGCAGCCCCGGCCAUGCAGACCCCCUAGCCCGGCUCGCGGCAUGGGCGACGGUGGCCGCAGUCCCUCCGCGGGCUGGAAGCCCUGGCCGGGCGGUCCCGCCCCGCGGCACGUGUGGGGCACGGACCCGCAGGCUCAGGACGCCGUGGGAGGCUCCCUUCCCCAGGCCCAGGCCGCCGCCGCGGCUGAAAGCCCCGGGUCCGGGGGAGGUGGCGAGGCGCCGGCCCCCUGCCCGGCACGCCCGCGGAGCGCUGAGGGCUCGGGCACCUCCACGCGGCCCAGGAGCGCCAGGCUCGGCAGGCAUCGUUCGCUCCUCCAGACCAGCAGGAGCUGCCCGGCCCCGCCUGCCGCCCUGCCUCUCAAGCCACUCCCUGGGCUACUCACAGUAUCCGAGAAGUCAGGACAGUGAGGAGAAGCCAUGUUCCUUGAACUGA
Balaenoptera ricei (Rice's whale) is the source of this 912-nucleotide messenger RNA. RefSeq names its product basic proline-rich protein-like. Lineage: Eukaryota; Metazoa; Chordata; Mammalia; Artiodactyla; Balaenopteridae. The transcript has 3 exons. Bases 1 to 912 code for a protein of 303 amino acids. The record is from RefSeq and is a predicted model, not a curated record.